Daldinia caldariorum is the source of this 1176-nucleotide messenger RNA. RefSeq lists its product as uncharacterized. The record is from RefSeq and is a predicted model, not a curated record. Gene Ontology annotation, biological process: regulation of transcription by RNA polymerase II. Bases 261 to 1085 code for a protein of 274 amino acids. The transcript has a single exon. Gene Ontology annotation, molecular function: DNA-binding transcription factor activity, RNA polymerase II-specific; RNA polymerase II cis-regulatory region sequence-specific DNA binding. Lineage: Eukaryota; Fungi; Ascomycota; Sordariomycetes; Xylariales; Hypoxylaceae.
GUUCAGAGCGUGCUUGAUUUAAGCACCAUUUAUUGAAGACUUUUGUCUGCUCACUUCAUAAAUUGCUCCGCUGUGCCUUACCUUAUCUUACUACUGCUGCUGCAAGGGUGUGAGCUUCACAUACAUACGCCAUACACCAUACACAAUUAAAAGACGGAACGAGACAAGGCAACGCUUGAAUACAACCACGGUUCAAGCAGCUGAUAUUAAUUGAAUUCGAAUUCCGCUUCCUGCGCCUAACCCCCACAUCUACAGGCACAAUGCACGCCCGAGACGCCACCGGCCGUCAGGUCUCUCUAUUAAAUGAUGACCCAUACGCCAGCCACCAGUCAUACCACACGGCUAUCCACUCUCAAUCCACCGGCGACCAAUCGCCGCCGCCCCACACUCCAGAGCUCCUCCGUUCGGAUUCCUACGACUCUAACGCCAGCUACGAUGCUUACUCGCCAUUAACACCUGGUCUGUACGAUUAUUCGUCGCGCCCGCUGUACGAUGAUUAUCUACCUGACCAGAAAGUUGGCAUGAAACGUCCGGUCUAUGUUGCAACUAGUCGUUCUAACUCGUAUGAAGACGACAGCUCUGCUAGCUCGGCGGCACCUGAGAAAACUGGCAAGCGUUAUCCUUGCCGGUAUCGUGAUAGUCACGGCUGUGAGAAGACCUUCACUACCUCCGGACAUGCCUCACGUCACUCCAAGAUCCACACUGCCGAGAAGGCCGUUCAGUGCACAUACCCCGGCUGCCAUAAGAAGUUCACCCGCGCGGACAACAUGAAGCAGCACCUCGAAACUCACUUUAAGGACAAGUCUAGGUCUUCUGGCUCUUCCAAAUCCAAAAGCUCAUCUCUGUCUUCCUCCAAGCGUGGCUCAGUAUCUUCCAAGUCUUCAUCUUCUCACAGCAGCGCACCAUCUCAAGACAUCCAAAUGUGGGAGUCGGACCAGUACGGCCCUGACAUUCCUUUCCCGUCCCCCGGUGGAGCUUGGGACAUGCGUGGUCUCAACAUCCCACUUAUGGCCCGGCCAGGUGCAAUGAGAACCAGCAGUGGAUUAGACGCUCUCGCGGCGAUCGCUUGUCAGGAGGGUGCUUAGGGAUCCCCCUAACGCAAAUUUUCCUAAGAAUAUUUCUUAUUUACGAGCCGAAUCAAGACCAACAUCUAGUAAUGAAGGGGUAAUGGACGGG